Molecule: messenger RNA, 5887 nt
Organism: Armigeres subalbatus
Lineage: Eukaryota; Metazoa; Arthropoda; Insecta; Diptera; Culicidae
Gene: NaPi-III
Product: sodium-dependent phosphate transporter 2
Exons: 8
Coding region: 1772-3850 (692 amino acids)
Biological process (GO): phosphate ion transmembrane transport
Cellular component (GO): membrane
Molecular function (GO): phosphate transmembrane transporter activity
Source: RefSeq, a predicted model, not a curated record
UUGCUCAUCCUUUUGGUGUUCGUCUGUCAGACCGCGGUCAUCAUCUGGACGUCGUUGUUUCAGAAAAAUCGCGUUUUGAUACGCGUUUCUGUUCUUCUCUACCUGUGGUGCGUGUGUUUUAGGUUGCGAGUGUGCAUUUAGCGUGUGAUUUUCCAACAAAUAGGCCGAUUUCCCGGAAGCAGUUUUUAGAAUCCGUAAUUUUCCAAUCGGCUGGAAAUUUUGGUGUCGGUCAAGUGAAAGGGAAAAUCAGUGUGUGUUUGCCAGGAGAGUGAGAAGUAAAACACGAGGCGACGGUACAGCGACGAAGACGGGAUCAAAAUUCGAUCGUCCUUUAGGGAAAGAAAAUUGCAAAAAUCUUUAGGCUUGCGAUAUAGAAAGCUUCGUUGUGCAAUUUUGUUCGCGGGUUUUGCAACGAGUCAAUUCACUAGACCCAGUAGUCUGGACAUUCCCAUAUCGUAACUUUCUGCUGUACGUUCUGAGGAAAGAGGAAGAAGAUCGAUUGUUGGACAGGAAGGACGUUCCAACUAAAUCUAGUGAUAACGGCUAAAAGGAUCAACAUCUUGUCUAGCGCUCAAGUAAGCGAUAAACGGAUUGUAAAAAUAAAAUUGGUCCUGAUAUACAUGAUUAAAACCCUCACUAAAACGUGCUGUCAAAUUUCGCCAAGGAUACGCUACAUGGAACAACCGCUUUGACCGGCACGUACACGAAACUUAGCUCAUCGUUAGUAAAAUCAACCACCACCCGAAAACAUACACGACUUUGGAUUCGAUUCAAAAGUAGAGAAAGUAGCGGUUCAGUUUUUGUUUGAUUGUUUCGUUAAACUAGAACGACUUCAAACCGGUUCGAGUAAAAGCCACGAGAGUCAUCAGGUCCUUCCAAAAAUCCUCUCAUUCGUGGAGUUUUAACGCUCACAUUUGACUGACCUCCAUAGCAGUGUAAUUGUUCCUAGCCUUCACAGGUUGUACCCUUCAACCUCUCCCCGUUCAAAUUAAACCACCUGGGAGUUCUUCCAGGUCUGCGUUUUUGCUCACUACAAGGCACCCCCUUGAUUUGGAAUUCCUUUUCUGUCGCGAAGUUUUGUUCUGAAAGGGAAAGCGAACGCUGACCAACUCAAUUCUUCAAAAAACCUAAACCCCCCAAAACGAUGGCUGUUUAUACAAAACUAUGCUUACCUGAUAUUGUCAAAUUAAAACGCUAGUUAGUAAAACCUUUGUCCACCCGAAGAGGUCAUCAAUCGAAUUUACUAAUUUUAACGUUUUUAAGGUACAAUAUCAGUUAAUUAUCAUCGGUUUGUAAUAGUAGUUAAGUCUUUUUUUGCAAAGCCACUUUUUUAUUUAAUUACUAUAGAAAGUACACUCAUACAUUUAAUAUAAAUAAUUAAUAAUUUUAAUAUUAUAAUUUUAACGAGUACUAUUCACUAGCGUAGUGCUUUUUAUGAGUACUUCAGUUUGCAGAAAAAAAAACACGAUUUCUAUACAUUUUUGCGAGUGCACUAUUUUGUACCCGUCGUUGGUAGAACUAUAGUUGGAACCUCAGGAGAAUAAGAAAGUUGGUAUCGCUCUAAAACCCACUGGGUAUUAUUUGAUAGCAAGCUACUUAAUAUACACACUUUUGUAUCUCAUAUACCCUAUCGCGUGUUCGGAAAUUUUGUGAAAAAACCGAAUAUUUUCACAUCAACGUAUCUCGUUAAGACUCCACUUAUUCCCCGAUUCCCACGAAAAUCUCUCAAUUUUAAACCUACGACGAGCAAAAGCAUAACAAAACCCUCAUCAUGGAACCAUUCUCACCGGAAAUAUUGUGGCUGGUGAUCCUCGGCUUUGUGAUUGCCUUUAUUUUGGCAUUUGGAAUCGGUGCGAACGAUGUGGCCAAUUCGUUCGGAACGAGUGUCGGAUCCGGUGUCUUGACGAUCCGGCAGGCCUGCUGGUUGGCCACUAUUUGCGAAAUCACCGGAGCUGUGCUGAUAGGUUACAAGGUGUCCGAUACGAUGCGGAAAGGAAUCUUGGACGUGGAAAUGUACAAAGACACCGAGACUGAGCUCAUGCUGGGUUGCCUUUCAGCGCUGGCCAGCUCCGCUCUGUGGCUCCUGGUGGCAACCUUUUUCAAGCUGCCCAUCUCCGGUACACACAGCAUCGUUGGUUCAACGAUUGGCUUCAGUUUGGUUGCCCGCGGUAUGCACGGACUCAAGUGGAACACACUUGGCACAAUUGUAGGAUCAUGGUUCAUUUCCCCGGUACUCAGCGGAUUAAUGAGUGUGUUGCUGUUCUGGGUGAUACGUAAAUUCAUUCUGCGCUCGAAAAAUCCCCUGGAAAGAGGACUGUUCGCGCUUCCCCUGUUUUACGGAGUAACACUUGCCGUUAACGUGUUUAGUAUCGUACAUGAUGGUCCAAAACUUCUGUACAUGGAUAACAUCCCUACUUGGUUGGCCCUCGUCGUUUCCUUAGCCAUAGGAUUGAUUGUAGGCAUUUUAGUUCAGUUGUUUGUUGUGCCCUGGCAGAGGAAAAAGAUCGUGAAUCAGGAGAACAAAAAAAGAACGGAAUUUACCGUUGGUGAUUCAGAUUGUGAUUCUUCCUCGAAUGGUAGUCCCCGUCGUCCGAAGCGUCCUCUGUCGUUGGUCGGCGAUGCCAAGGGACUUCCAGCCAUCACCGAAACAACUGAACUUGUGUCGUUUUCACCGCAACACCAGCACAAUAAUUUAAUCAAGAAACUGUCUAUCGACCUAUCGCCGAGUGUCAUCAAGGGGACCAGCCCGAAUCCGUACAAGAUCGAUCCUAAGAUUGUGCAGAAAGCCGAAAAUCUUCUAGCUGCUAACAAAGCUAGUCUGGACAAUACCGACCUUACAAUCACGAGCCUGAAUUACAUCGACGAGUAUCAGUCGACGAUGAAUGGAACCGGCCGAGUUGCACUGAAUUCAUAUUUCGAUCGCCGGAACAGUAGUAACCUUUCUCCCAAAUCGCAAAAUUCUAUUACAUUAAGUAAUGGUGUAAAAGACCAAUCGACAAUCGUCCAAAACGGAAAGUCCCCUAGUAGUCCGAAAAGCGAUAGCACCCUUCCAAUCGCUGAUUACACCCUGGCACCGCCCAACAUUAUCCUCAAUAGUACCGGCAACGAUCUAAAAAGGGACAUAGGGAAAAUCGAAAACGCCGCUGGUCUGGAUCACACCCUGAUAAGCACCACCCUUUCGCCAAACUCAAGUAAAGUUCCACUGAUUAGUGGAAAGGAGGGCUCCGAGGAAAGCCAACAUCCCCCACCGGAGGAAACCGAAGACGUUUCGGCGUUGUUCUCGUUCCUGCAAAUCCUGACAGCAACGUUCGGAAGCUUUGCUCAUGGUGGUAACGAUGUGAGCAAUGCGAUUGGGCCCUUGAUUGCUCUCUUCAUGAUCUACCGAGAAGGCUCGGUGCUACAAAAGUCUGAAACUCCUUUAGCGAUUUUACUGUACGGUGGAAUCGGCAUAUCCGUCGGUUUGUGGCUGUGGGGACGUCGUGUUAUCGAGACGAUUGGCAAUGAUCUCACAAAAAUUACACCAUCAACUGGUUUCACCAUUGAGAUCGGUGCAGCCUUCACGGUACUACUGGCGUCCAAAAUCGGUCUGCCCAUUUCCACCACCCACUGCAAGGUCGGCUCGGUGGUGUUCGUUGGACAGGCCAGCGCACCAAAGAAGCUCUCGCCAGACGAGGAACGAGCAAUGAAGCUGCGCAAUCCGCACGAACAUCACCACUACGCCACGGGACAGCAAAAGGCCGUCGACUGGGGCUUGUUCCGGAAUAUUGUGUACGCUUGGGUGGUCACCGUCCCGGUGGCCGCACUGCUCAGUGCCGGGUUCAUGUACGCCCUGUGCGCUAUUGUGCUGUGAAAUAACAACAACGAGGAUGCAUAGAGGAAGCGGUGGAAGACGGAAGACGUCGUCUGGUGAUGGAAACUGCUGCUUAUUUUAAGUUGUUAUAUUAGUUGGAUAUAAAUGUGUCGAAUCCUUCUAUGGAUUUUGAUUCACGUCAAAAGUUUUAAAAGCGCUUUUUGUGAAAAGUUUAAUUUAUACAUUUGUUUUAAAGAAAAACGUAUAACAGUCUGAAGAUAUUAAUGAUUUUGUAAGUCUUGUUUAGACGAAAAGUAGACUUAAAGGAAAACUUGUUAUUUUUACCAUGGCUUCCUAAUAUGGAACACAGAAAGAGCUUUUAGUUGUACUUCAUUUUGAUGGAGCUUAUGCAAAUAAAAGUAGUUUAUCUCGAUGAUUAAGUAUAAUAGCUGGGAGUAAUUACUAUGAUAAAUACAAUAAUUAAUUUUAAGUGUACAUCUCAAUAAAACAAGUGAUAACCCACAAAUUUAAAACAAAGAAAAAUAAUAAAAAAUCGCUGUUGAAAAACCAAAAACAAUCAAAUGAACUGCACUUGUUUCGACUCAAUCAGUAAGCAAACAUAAAACACUGUCAAUUUUAUGCUACCAUCAAUACUAAUGCUCGCUUAUUUGCUUAAAAUCAUCGGGACGACAACCAUACGCAUAUUCUGGGGCUCUUUAACCUUCCUUAUAUGUUUGUCAGAACAUUACAACACUAACUUUUUUGAAAGUUUUUUUUGCUGUUUACUUUUGCUAAAGCAACCAUGGCGAUCUAGACUUACUUCACAGUCCAAGCACCGGCUAGACCUAAUGUCAUCUGAUAAAAUGUGGUGUUAAAUUGAUGUCCCGCCUUAAUCGCCGAUUUGCCUUGGCUUUCGGCGUGGGUGGUAGUGAUAUUGCAAGAAAAAAACGUUAUUAAAUGUGUUGUUUAAUUGAAUGUUGUCCGUAGGGCUCCCACGCUUCAAGCGAUAGACACUUCCUAUAACGGUAAUCCUUAUAGGAAUCGAUAUAUGUUUAGAAAAGAUGUACCAGCAUAGAUAGAAUGCGCAUUAGAAUGCCAAUGCACACACGGCUCUCCGUUUAAAUUUUGUUUUCCGAUUCGUAUUAUCGAAUUAUGCAUCCUACAAGUUGUUGGGGCUCAAAGCUGUGCAUCCCGUAAGGUCACAUCCGUUUGUUUCCUCCCACGUAAUAGUAACCAAGCGAAUUUCUUUUUAUUUAAAUUUGAUUUUUCUCAUUUUUCUUCUCAAUGAUAGCUGCUUACAAGAGCGAUAAUAGGUUCCAUAAAUAGUUUAGCAUGUAGAUUAUCUCGUGACAAAAUGCUCGAAAAAUUGCUUGGACCGAAAAGAAACGUGUAGAACACUGAAUGACCACGAACAUCUGGUAGUCGAGCAGGAAACGUAAAAUUUAUAUUAGAAUUAUUAAUUACUUAUAUUAAGGGUGAUACUUACAAUUAAAUAAAAAAGAGGACAAGUGGAAAAAGAUAAAACAAACUAAAAAGCAAAAAAGAACUUAGCUAAGGUGAAAUUUUCCAUGGAACCCGAUAAAUGUUGCUCUCCAUGUAAAGAGUGCGCUCAGCGUGAAACCUUCUGUAAUACGAAGCCACGUUGCAACGCUCUUACAUCUCAUUCAAUUGAGUUAAGCGCUGACAAAAGAGAAAUAACUAUAGUAUGUGGAAUAUGUGGAAAUUUUGUUAACUUACGCUGAGGAAAAAAAUGUCGUCUUUCAUCUUUGGAAAUAAACUAAGCUGAAUGAAAUCCGAUUCGACUCAUACAAAUAUUAAAAUGAUGUAACGCAACGAAAUACUUAACGGCAGAGGUUGUACUUAACCGAAGCGAUGAAAAUGCCGAGUCGUUGAAAAUGUAUCAAAACGCUGUUCUCGUUUAAAGAAAUCUAAUGCAACUGAAUUAACUGUAAUUUGUCACCAAAACAUGGAGAUUAUCCGGCCAUCAACUUAAAACAGUUUAAUUUCAAAAAAUGAAAGAUGUAACCAAAAAAAUCCCAUAAAACUGUAAGGCAUAAUAGAAAGUAAUAAAUCUUUCGUCCUGACACGAUGUGCAAA